Messenger RNA from Peniophora sp. CBMAI 1063, 1965 nucleotides. Lineage: Eukaryota; Fungi; Basidiomycota; Agaricomycetes; Russulales; Peniophoraceae. The record is from the annotation of a GenBank genome assembly.
AUGUCCGGGAGCCUCAUGUUCUCGCUGCCCGAGCCCCCGACGACGGCUUCGCUACACGCUGCUCGCGAACGCCUGGCUUCUGAUGGCGUCGCGCUCUCUGAUCUUCAGGCCCGCAUCACUGCUGCUGAGCGCAAGCUGGCCGAGACAAUAGCCGAGCAGCGAGCUGCUAUAUACGCUCUGCAGGCUGAACACACCGAGCUUCGGCGCACGGUGGAACACACGCGAGGCUAUCUCGCGCCCAUCAAAAGGCUGCCGCGCGAGCUGUUGCAGGAGGUCUUUCUUUGGAACUGGGAGGAGCAGCCCUGUGUAGGGUGGGUCUUGAGUUCAAUAUGUAGGCUGUGGAGAAGGACGGCGCUCGGAAUGCCAAUGCUCUGGACCAAGAUUCGGCUCGUGACUACCCCCAGUUCGUCGCCCGAUACGAUACGCCUAUGGCUCGAGCGCGCCGGCCCGUCGCUGCCGCUCGACAUCGAGAUAUUCCUGAGAGUCGCACGCCCGCCCCAGAGACGCCGAACGCCACAACUCCAUCCCCUGCCUAAUCCCGGUCCGGCCCACUAUCAAGCGCCCAGCCCGCCCAAUGAGCUCGGACUUUUGGUGGACGACGAUGAAUCGCCUCAUCCUCACGAUGACAUGCCGGGGCUCGAAGAUGUCCCUCCUCCGCCAAAUCAGAGCACUUGGGUCUGGCUGCCACCCAGUACCGGAACGCUCCCGCCCUCUCCGACUUUCUUCCCGCCUUCUCCCGUACCAACUGGAUGGCACGCACCGCCACCUCCCCUUCCUCCCAUACCCUAUUCACGACGCAGCAGCCGAUAUCAGGCCCCAGACGACGGCAGCGCCUGGGGACAUGUUGCGAUAUACUACCUGACAAGUCAAAUGCCGCGCUGGGAGCGCUUUAUCUUCCGAUUCGACAAACAGUUCUCAUCGUGGAACGCCCUCAAAACUAUCUCCGGCGGCAAUGCACCGCUAUUGCGCGAAUUCGAGGUCGCGUGCGCUGAAGCGGCAUACUACGGCGACUGGCCAUGGUUACCGAGCGCCUCGCCCAAUACGCCUGUCCAACUUCCAGCUCUACGAAGCUUGACGCUCGCGAACGCGCCAUUCAAAUGGAAUAGCCCCAUGUUGCGCCCGAACCUGACGAAGCUCAGCCUCCGCGCGCUGCCGAGUAGCAACAUCGCGCUGGACCGCGUGUUGUCUCUCGCGCGCUCCAAUCCCAAUCUCGAGGAGAUGGAUCUGUACUUCUUGAAUGUACUCCCCGCCGUGCUUCCCCUCUCGCAAUUGACACUCCCGCAUCUUCACACACUCGCCAUCGGCGGUCACUACACGCUGACCUCGCUACUCGAUACGCUCGUUCUACCGGCGCUCGGUAACCUUGCGCUUGACAUCGAAGCACGCGAUCCUUUCGACGAUCACCUCGCUCAGCUCUUCCAACGCAGUCAGAGCCCGCCCUUACACACGCUAAGCCUAGGUUACGCCGGAGCAGCUCAUGGCGGGCCGCCGUACUAUUACAACGCCGGUGGUCUGGUCGGUGGCUGGGCAUGGCUCGAGCACUGUGACUCAUUGACUACGCUCCGUGUCGGCAGUGCGCCUCUCGAACCACUCGUCACAGCCCUCGGAUCUCCAGACGAUGAGGAUGAAGAUGGUCCCAUUCCUGUCUUCGCAGGAGGAGAUCAAUGGCUCUGUCCGAAGCUCACCGCGCUCUGUCUCAAGUCAUGCCCCGCACAUCCCGAUGGUGUCCCUAAGCUCGUACAUCUCGUCGAAAAACGCAAUCCACCUACGAACGGAAGUUCGAGCAACAGCGGAGCGCAUGGGCAUACUGAAGUUGCCAGGUUGAAGAGGUUGGAGAUGGUCGAGUGCGCGAGCGUGGGUCAGGAUGUUGUGCAGUGGAUCAAGGAGAGGGUGGAUGAUGUUGUGUGUGUUGAGAGUACGUUCGAUCGCAGACGGCCAAGCAGUCCGCCGUACGCUUAUAUAUGA